CUACAUAAAACAAAUAUGUUUUUCAUAGUUGGUGGCAUAAAAGUAAUCAAAACAGUAGCUGUUCUAUCUAACACAGGCGACUCGACGGCGUUCACAAUAAUAAGAACCAUGCUAAAUGGGGAGCUGNAAUGGAAGAUCUAUCACGUGAUUUCCAGGCGGCCUAUGAAGACAAAUUCGAUGUUCCCCCAGGAACAUGCACAGUGCAAGAAAGAAUAUCGAACAUCUGUCGGUACCCUGAUGAAAUGAAUGGUUAUGGAUCGAAUCGACCAUCGCCGAGAAAUGUCAGCAACGUUCUUUUUCAUCAGAUAGAACCAAUCAUUAGUUCAAGGAAACUUAGUGACAUGCAUGCGCACUUUGGACAAUUUUUGACUCACGACAUCGACUUUUCAAGUCCUUUACCCAGAUUUGAAUUUGAAUCAACAUUGAAUUCCGUGUGGAUGCCAAUCUCUGUACCAAAGGGUGACGUUCACUUUGACAGAAGAGAUACAGGGAAGGAAUAUCUAUCAUUUGUUCGCUCUACAUUUAACAG
Exaiptasia diaphana is the source of this 529-nucleotide messenger RNA. RefSeq names its product peroxinectin A. The annotation marks the transcript as partial. Gene Ontology annotation, biological process: response to oxidative stress. The record is from RefSeq and is a predicted model, not a curated record. The transcript is spliced from 5 exons. Gene Ontology annotation, molecular function: heme binding; peroxidase activity. NCBI's taxonomy places the organism in Eukaryota, Metazoa, Cnidaria, Anthozoa, Actiniaria, Aiptasiidae.